AUGUUUUUAAGUAUUUCUGAAAUACUUAAAAAGUUUGGUGCUGAUUAUUUCGUAAUAGUUCGUCGUCAGAGUAACAUGGCUAAUCGUCCAACUCUAGCACAAAUUGAAGCUUUAGUUGAAUUUUUAGAACAAAACGUUGGAAUUGCGAAAGGUUUACUACGGACAAAUCAAGCAAAAAUGGAAGUAAAGAGGCAAUGGGCAUCUGUAGCUACAACUUUAAAUUCAUUGGGGGGAGCAAAUAAAGAUGGCCAAGGUUGGGCUAAAUAUUGGGCAGAGAAGAAAUGUGCCUUGAAAAAAUUGUGUGCUCAGCAUAGUAAAUCCAUGAGACGCACUGGUGGUGGCUCUCCUUACGACCUGCCCAUGUUAUCGGCGUUGGACAAGAGAUUGGUGGCAGUUAUGGGUGGUCAAGAGUUUGCUUUUGGAGACUGUCAACUUGCAGUAGAUCCUUUUCACCACUUGGAACAUCAAAUGAUACAAGCAAACCCUUUGACUUCUCCAGCAGAAAAAAUAAAUUUACAAUCAGAAAAUGAAGAAGUAGUGAUAGGAAUUUGUACUUCCCCUAUUCCUGGCACCUCCCAAGAUACACCACAAUCACCUCCGCAUAAAAAAUCAAAACUUAAAUCCAUGCCACGUGUCAAGCAAUGUCGUUCUGUCACAAGAAAUAACCAAGAUAUGGAACGACUGGUACAAAUCGAGGAGCAACGUGUCAGGGCGGAAAAUAUAAUUGCACAAGCAUUUGCAGAUGUUUCUGCUGCAUUAAUUCGUAACAUAGAAAUUCAGGAGCAACGUGUUAGGGCAGAAACUAUAACUGCACAAGCAUUUUCAAAUGUUUCUACAGCAUUAGAUCGUAAUGCUGUAGCUGUGGAAAAUAUAGCCCGAGCCUUAGAGGGUUUAUCUGCUGUCUUUAAUCAAAACAAAACACAACAACAUCAAGAAUAA
Parnassius mnemosyne (clouded apollo) is the source of this 939-nucleotide messenger RNA. The record is from the annotation of a GenBank genome assembly. Lineage: Eukaryota; Metazoa; Arthropoda; Insecta; Lepidoptera; Papilionidae.